CGGAAUCUUAAGUCUUGACUGACUCCUGCUGAGUCUUGUGGGUCACGGUUUUCCCCUUCAUAAAACCCGGCAACUACUGAAGAAUACACUAUAUCUUAUACAGAGAUGGCUGCCGUGCUCACUGUUUCUUCUUCGGCCUCGCCAUUCCCUUACGCGGCGGUCGCGGCUGCGACCUAUACUCAAAAAGCUGAGGUCAAGUUUGACGAAUCCGCAGCCGGGAUCUCUUUGGAGUUCAACGGGUCUACUUUCGCAUCUGAGGACGAGAUUGUGCGACUGCUGGCGAAGGAAGCUGGUCUUGCAGAUGACAGCGCAAAGACCCAAGCAUUCUUUGAACUCGCGAAGAAGCUGCUCGCAGUCACUGCCUUUCCCGAACUCGUUGCUACGCUCGAUUCUCUAGAUAAUCAUCUCGCGUUCCGCACGUUCCUGGUUGGCCAUCAGCUAACGGCCGCUGACCUCAUUGUCUGGGGCGCUCUGAAGGGAAGUGUGAAAAUUGUUGGUCUGCUAAAGAAUAACAAGCAUGUCCAUCUGAACCGUUGGUACACGCACAUCGAGCUACUCGAGUCGACCCAGCUUGCUCUUGCCGGCCUUGUUGAGGCGAAGUCUCAUAAGGCGCGCUCUAACAAGACUGCAGCUUCAUUUAUUCUCGGUCUCCCUAAUGCGAAGGAGGGCCAAGUUGUGACCCGUUUCCCUCCUGAGCCCAGUGGUUACCUGCAUAUCGGUCAUGCGAAGGCUGCGAUGCUGAACCAAUACUUCGCAACGAUGUACAGGGGCAAACUACUUAUUCGUUUCGAUGAUACAAAUCCUAAUAAGGAGAGGACCGAGUUUGAGGAGACAAUCCUUGAGGACCUUGCACUCCUUGAUGUCCACGGCGAUGUUGUCUCGCACACGUCCGACUUUUUUGACCAGCUCUACGAGCUCGCCGUCAAGCUUAUCAAAGAGGGUAAGGCGUAUGCCGACGAUACCGAGCAGCUACAGAUGCGCCAGGAGCGCUUUGACGGUAUUGCCUCAAAGCACCGCAAUGACAGUGUCGAGGACAACCUCAAGCACUUCGAAGGGAUGAAAAAGGGCACUGAGGAAGGUGUUCGUUGGUGUAUCCGUGCGAAGAUGAGCGUCGACAACCCUAACAAGGCCCUCCGUGAUCCGGUAAUCUAUCGGUGCAAUCUCUUGCCCCACCACCGCACUGGUGACAAAUGGAAAAUUUACCCCACCUACGACUUCGCCUGCCCAGUCGUCGACUCGCUCGAAGGUGUCACUCAUGCCCUGCGUACGAACGAGUACCGUGAUCGUAACCCGCAGUACCAGUGGAUGAUCGAGGCACUCAACCUGCGCCAGGUCUUCAUCUGGGAUUUCAGCCGUCUCAACUUCAUCUACACCUUAUUGUCCAAACGCAAGUUGCAUUGGUUCGUCGAUCAGGGGAUUGUCCGAGGCUGGGACGACCCGCGCUUCCCCACCGUCCGCGGCAUCCGACGCCGCGGUCUCACUGUAGAGGCGAUCAGGCAGUUCAUGAUUGCCCAGGGUCCCUCGCAAAACAUCGUCUCACUCGAAUGGGACACCCUUUGGACCAUGAAUAAAAAGGUCAUUGACCCGGUGGCUCCUCGCUUCUGGGCUAUCACUAAGCAGGAUCUUGUUCCCAUCACUAUCGCUGGCGGUCCUGCCGAGCCUGAGAUCAGGUCUCUUCCCAAACACAAGAAGAACCCUGAGGUUGGCGAGAAGAAGACUAUCUUUUCUUCCAACAUCAUUAUCGAACAGGAGGAUGCAGCAUCUUUCGAAGACAACGAGGAGAUCACUCUCAUGGAUUGGGGUAACGCCAUUGUUCGCUCUAAGACCACUGGCGCUUCUGGCAAGAUUAGUAGCAUUACCAUGGAGCUGCACCUCGAGGGCGACUUCCGCAAGACCAAGAAGAAGGUCACCUGGCUCCCUGCUCCCGUUGAGAAGCUCGUGGCGUCGACUCUGCUCGACUACGACUACCUGAUUACGAAGAAGAAGCUCGAGGAGGAUGACGACGUCAAAGAUUUUGUUCCGCCUGUGUCUGAGUUCCGCGAAGAGGCGCUCGCCGACGCGAACGUGAAGGAGCUUACGAAAGGCGACACCAUCCAGUUCGAGCGCAAGGGCUACUACAUCUUUGACGGCAUUGCCAAGGACGGCCGACACGAGUUCAUUCAAAUCCCCGACGGUCGUGCGGCAAGUAUUGCUAGCAAGGCCGGUACCGAAGCAAAGACAAAAGACCCCUCGCCUGCUCCCGCAAAGACUCUGGCCUCGGAUACCCCUCAUGACACCAAGAUGUACAAGGUGGACAAGGUUUAUGGCGGUGACAAAAUUAUCCCCAAGGCCGACACAAAGAUGUACGAGGUAAAGAAUGUGUACACAUAGAUCGGGACGGCCCACCAGGACAUAGAAAAAAUGUAGCAACAUUUCUC
Phanerochaete carnosa HHB-10118-sp is the source of this 2417-nucleotide messenger RNA. RefSeq lists its product as uncharacterized. Gene Ontology annotation, molecular function: ATP binding; glutamate-tRNA ligase activity. Gene Ontology annotation, biological process: translation; glutamyl-tRNA aminoacylation. NCBI's taxonomy places the organism in Eukaryota, Fungi, Basidiomycota, Agaricomycetes, Polyporales, Phanerochaetaceae. The transcript is spliced from 8 exons. Gene Ontology annotation, cellular component: cytosol; cytoplasm; methionyl glutamyl tRNA synthetase complex. The record is from RefSeq and is a predicted model, not a curated record. The coding region runs from base 106 to 2370 and encodes 754 amino acids.